UGCUGUGUUCCAUCGUUUUGCUGACGGAAACGUGUGUAACUUAGAAUCUUUACGACCCAAAAGUUAGAAUAUUGUGUCGGAGAGUCAACUCUAUAUAAGUGAGCAGUUAUGUGUUUACUCUUUGUUAGUGUAUGCGUGUAAUAUACGUUAUUGGAACCAGCUUUUGUCAUUCCCCUUCGUAUAGUUGAACAACAAUAGAGUCCAUCAUGUCGAAAAGGACGAAGUGGGAUACCAAGGGAGAUUUAGACGAAUCAAAGAACCUGCCGAUCUAUCAACACAAGGCCACACUUCAGCAGGCUGUCAAAGACAAUUCAUUCUUGGUUGUCACUGGCGAGACUGGCAGUGGGAAAACGACUCAACUUCCCCAGUACUUGCAUCAAGCAGGAUUUUGGGGUAAUGGCAAGAUUGGCAUCACCCAGCCUCGGAGAGUAGCAGCCAUCACUGUAGCCCAGAGGGUAUCACAGGAGAUGCACUGCAGUCUGGGUAGAGAGGUCGGAUACCAAGUGCGCUUCGAUGACUGCACGACACAGGACACGGUGGUGAAGUACAUGACGGAUGGCUGUCUGCUGAGAGAGAUCCUGGCAGACCCUGUUCUGUCUCAGUACAGUGUGGUCAUUUUGGAUGAAGCCCAUGAGAGGAGCCUUAACACUGACAUUUUGCUGGGUCUGUUGAAGCAGACCCUCUCCAGUCCAGAUAAGGCCUCUAAGGGUCGCUCUGUCCCCCUGAAGGUUGUGGUAAUGUCAGCCACACUGGAGACAGACAAGCUCUCUGUGUUCCUGGGAGGUUGUCCUGUCUUCACCAUCCCUGGAAGAACCUUUCCUGUCACCUCCAAGUUUAGCUGUGCCAUAGGACCAAAAGAUACAGAGAGCUCUGUUUAUGUUAAAGAGGUUGUCAAGGUGGCAUUGGAUGUGCACACCAGUGAGAUGGCUGGGGAUAUCCUUGUGUUUUUAACAGGACAGUCUGAGAUUGAGAAGGCSUGUGACAUGCUGUAUGAGAAGGCUGAAUCCAUAGACUACCGUUACGAUGUGCAGGACCGUAAAGUGGAGGGGCUGCUGAUCCUGCCCCUGUARGGAUCUAUGCCCACUGAUCAGCAGAAGCAGAUCUUCCAGCCUCCCCCUCCGGGUAUAAGGAAAUGUGUGGUGGCCACCAACAUUGCAGCAACGUCCCUCACCAUCAAUGGAAUAAAGUAUAUUGUUGACAGUGGGUUUGUGAAGCAACUCAACCACAACUCACGGGUUGGCAUGGACAUCCUCGAAGUGGUUCCGAUUUCYAAGAGCGAGGCCCUGCAGAGAGCAGGCCGGGCAGGGAGAACCUCCGCCGGGAAGUGCUUCCGGAUCUACAGUCAGGAGUUCUGGGAGAAGUGCAUGCCGGAGUACACAGUUCCAGAGAUCCAGAGGACCAGUCUCACCGCUGUCAUCCUCACACUCAAGUGCCUGGGAGUUCAUGAUGUCAUAAGUUUCCCUUACCUGGACCGUCCAGAGGAAAGGUUCAUCCUAGAAGCAUUGAAACGGCUUUACCAAUGUGACGCCAUCGACAGGAGAGGUAAAGUGACCCGGCUUGGUGAGCUGAUGGUAGAGUUCCCCCUGCCCCCAGGGCUGACCCGGGCCUUGCUCCAGGCUGCCUCCCUGGGCUGUGAGGACCUCCUGCUGCCUGUAGCUGCCAUGCUGUCUGUGGAGAACAUUUUCAUCAGGCCAGGCCAUCCAGAGAAGCAGAAGGAGGCAGAUAAGAAGCACAGGCAGUUGGGAGUGCAGGCGGGCAGCUGUAAUGACUUCACCAUGCUGCUCAGUGUGUUUGAGAAGUGCAAGGCCAGUGAUGCCCCUUCAGCAUGGUGUAAAGACAACUAUAUACACUGGAGGGCGCUAAAGUCAGCCUUCAGCGUGGAGACCCAGCUCAGAGAGAUCCUCCUAAGACUACAAAAGAAGAGAGAUUUCCCUAUGGAGAAGUUUGAUGGCAAUAAGAGUGAGCUGUUCAGGAGAUGUCUAUGCACUGGUUACUUCACCAAUGUGGCAAGAAGGUCAGUUGGGAAGGUGUUUUGCACGAUGGAUGGGCAUGGAUCCAUGGUUCACAUUCAUCCAUCAUCAACGCUCUUUGACCAGGAGGCCCAGCUYGACUGGGUGAUCUUCCAUGAUUUGCUGGUCACCUCGCGGAUCUACAUCCGGACGGUGUGCCCCAUCCGCUAUGACUGGGUGAAGGACCUGCUUCCUAAGCUCCAUGAGGUGGAUGUGUACGAGCUGAGCAGCGUGGCCAGAGAGGAGGUGACGGACGAGGAGGUGGCCAAGUGGGUGACCAAGGAAGCAGCUAAAAGACAAACUGAGGGGUCUGCUGAAGACGUGUUCAAGAAACUGGAGAAACGGAAUGAUGAAAGCUCUGUGAGUGAUGCCCGUGCUCGCUACCUACAGAGAAAACAGGAGCGGCAACAAGGCAAAGCAUCGUGAGAGAGGAGGAGGACAUUGGACACUUAUCCUCAGGGGAAGAAAGACUCAGUUAUUGGACUGACCAGGAUAGAAUAAUCUCCACUCAGGGGUUAAAAGCCUGUCUGUUAUAAUAAACUGCACAGGUGUUGUUCUGAACAAUGUUUUACAACACAGAAAUCGGAGAGUUCAGGGUCAAACAUGGUCCUUUGUAGCUCAGCUGGUAGAGCAUGGUGCUUGUAACACCAGGGUAGUGGGUUUGAUUCCUGGGACCACCC
This is a messenger RNA of Salvelinus sp. IW2-2015, 2689 nucleotides long. RefSeq names its product DEAH (Asp-Glu-Ala-His) box polypeptide 40 (gene dhx40). Gene Ontology annotation, molecular function: helicase activity; RNA binding; ATP hydrolysis activity. The record is from RefSeq and is a predicted model, not a curated record. NCBI's taxonomy places the organism in Eukaryota, Metazoa, Chordata, Actinopteri, Salmoniformes, Salmonidae. Gene Ontology annotation, cellular component: intracellular anatomical structure.